AUGGAAUCGGAGGAUGAUAUGCAGGAUGCGAACGAAUUGGCGUCGGCGGAGGAGGAAGACUAUUACAGCGGCGGUGAUGACGAUAUUGAUGAGGGAUAUGCUGAAGAAGACUACAGCUAUGGGUACGGAUAUGGUGAUGGUGAUGAUGACACUGGUGAUUAUGAGUUCAUGACCAAUGACUCUGAUGCAGAUGAAGUUUCCGCUAGUCGUGCACAGAAUAAUUAUACCGUCUUGAAGGAAGAAGACAUACGUAAAAUACAAGGGGAAGAUAUUAUGAGAAUAUCUAAUGUUCUCUCGAUUUCUAGAGAAGCAGCAUGCAUACUGUUGCGCCGCUAUAAUUGGAAUGUGAAUGAUGUGCAUGAAGAAUGGUUUGCCGAUGAAGGGCGAGUCCGUAAAACUGUUGGUUUACUGGAGAAUCCGGUGGUUCAAUUUUUGAAUGAUAAGGAAGUGACUUGUGGGAUCUGUUUUGACAACUAUUCCCUUGAGCUGGUAUAUUCUGCAGCGUGUGGCCAUCCUUUCUGUGAUUCAUGCUGGAGAGCUUACAUUAGCACAUCCAUCAAUGGUGGCCCUGGAUGCUUGACGCUGAGAUGUCCUGGUCCAUCUUGUGGGGCUGCUAUUGGCCAAUAUAUGAUUGAUAUGUUGGCAUCUGACGAAGAUAAGGAGAAGUAUUGUCAUUACCUUCUGAGAUCUUUCGUUGAAGACAGCCGAAAGACCAAGUGGUGUCCUGCCCCGGGUUGUGAUUGUGCGAUUGAAUAUGUUGUUGGGAGUGGAAACUAUGAUGUCACUUGCAGCUGUUCGUAUAGCUUCUGUUGGAAUUGUACAGAGGAAGCUCAUCGUCCAGUGGACUGCGGAACAGUGGCCAAGUGGAUUUUGAAGAACAGUGCCGAGUCAGAAAACAUGAAUUGGAUAUUGGCCAACUCCAAACCUUGUCCGAAGUGCAAGCGUCCAAUUGAAAAGAACCAAGGUUGUAUGCACAUGACUUGCACUCCACCUUGCAAAUUUGAAUUUUGCUGGCUAUGUCUUGGUGCAUGGAUAGACCAUGGUGAGAGAACAGGAGGAUUUUAUGCAUGCAACCAUUAUGAGUCAGCAAAGCAAGAGGGAGUGUAUGAUGACACUGAGAGGAGGAGAGAGAUGGCCAAGAACUCCUUGGAAAGAUACACUCAUUAUUAUGAGCGGUGGGCUUCCAACCAACUGUCACGGCAAAAGGCAUUGGCGGAUCUACAGCAAAUGCAUAGUGUUCAUCUUGAGAAGCUUAGCGAAGUACAAUCCCAACCUGAGUCACAAAUGAAGUUCAUAAUUGAAGCCUGGCAACAGAUAGUUGAAUGUAGGAGGGUACUAAAAUGGACCUACGCAUAUGGAUACUAUCUACCUGAGUAUGAACCCACUAAGAAGCAGUUUUUUGAGUAUUUGCAAGGUGAAGCUGAAACUGGUUUGGAGAGGCUUCAUCAGUGUGCAGAGAAGGAGCUGCAGACUUACCUUAAUGCUGAAAGGCCAUCAAAAGAUUUCAAUGACUUCCGCACAAAACUUGCUGGUCUGACAAGUGUAACUCGGAAUUACUUUGAAAACUUGGUUAGAGCAUUAGAGAAUGGUCUCGCUGAUGUAGACUCUCAAGGAGCAUCUAGUAAGACAACCUCAAAGAGCAUAGCAGGGAGCAGUAAGGGAAAAGGUGGAAGGGGAAAGGGAUCUUCCCGGACUGGAAACACAGAUGAUUCAGGCAGUUGGGCAUGUGAUCAUUGUACGUACAUGAACUUUCAAUCUGCGACUACAUGCCUCAUGUGCAACCACCAUCGUUGA
Messenger RNA from Fraxinus pennsylvanica, 1794 nucleotides. Lineage: Eukaryota; Viridiplantae; Streptophyta; Magnoliopsida; Lamiales; Oleaceae. The record is from the annotation of a GenBank genome assembly.